Molecule: messenger RNA, 1488 nt
Organism: Pipistrellus nathusii (Nathusius's pipistrelle)
Lineage: Eukaryota; Metazoa; Chordata; Mammalia; Chiroptera; Vespertilionidae
Source: the annotation of a GenBank genome assembly
AUGUGGCAGCUCGUGUUCCUCACGCUGAGCUGGGACCUGGUCCCGGCCGCAGCCCACAGCCUCCACAGGAGCAUGGACGGCGUGGGGCGGCGGCAGUACCAGGUGCAGCACGGCGCCUGCAGCUACACCUUCCUGCUGCCCGAGACGGACAACUGCCGCCCGCCCGCCAGCUCCUACGUGCCCAACUCGGUGCAGCGGGACUCGCCGCUCGACUACGACGACUCGGUGCAGAGGCUGCAGGUGCUGGAGGGCAUCAUGGAGAACAACACGCAGUGGCUGAUGAAGCUGGAGAGCUACAUCCAGGACAGCAUGCGCCGGGGCGCGGCUGCACUGCAGCAGAGCGCCACGCACAACCAGACGGCCGCCAUGAUGGAGAUCGGCUCCAGCCUCCUCAACCAGACGGCGGCGCAGACACGCAAGCUGACGGACGUCGAGGCCCAGGUGCUGAACCAGACCACGAGACUGGAGCUCCAGCUUCUGGAACAUUCCCUGUCCACCAACAAACUGGAGAAGCAGAUCCUGGACCAGACCAGUGAAAUAAACAAGCUGCAGGAUAAGAACAGCUUUCUAGAGAAGAAAGUGCUCGACAUGGAAGGCAAGCACACGGUGCAGCUCCAGUCCAUGAAGGAGGAGAAGGACCAGCUGCAGGUGCUGGUGUCCAAGCAGAACUCCAUCAUCGAGGAGCUCGAGAAGCAGCUGGUGACGGCCACCGUGAACAACUCGGCCCUGCAGAAGCAGCAGCACGACCUCAUGGAGACCGUGCACAGCCUGCUGACCCUCGUGUCCACGUCGGCCGCAGCCCGGCCGGCCCCAGCCACGAAGGAGGUGCAAGUAGCUUUCCGAGACUGCGCGGAGGCCUUCAAGUCCGGCCUGACCACCAGCGGCGUCUACACGCUGACGUUCCCCAACUCCACGGAGGAGACAAAGGCCUACUGCGACAUGGAGUCUGCCGGAGGGGGGUGGACCCUCAUCCAGCGGCGAGAGGACGGCAGCGUGGACUUCCAGCGGACUUGGAAAGAGUAUAAAGCGGGCUUCGGGAACCCAGCGGGCGAGCACUGGCUGGGGAACGAGUUUGUCUCCCAGGUGACCACCCAGAAGCGCUACGUGCUGAGGAUCCGCCUGGCCGACUGGGAGGGCAACGAGGCCCAGGCCCUGUACGAGCACUUCUCCCUCUCGGGCGAGGACCUCAACUACAGGAUCCACCUCAAGGGCCUCACGGGGUCGGCCGGCAAGAUCAGCAGCAUCAGCCAGCCGGGGAGCGACUUCAGCACCAAGGACGUGGACAGGGACCGGUGCAUCUGCAAGUGCGCACAGAUGCUCACAGGAGGCUGGUGGUUCGACGCGUGUGGCCCCUCCAACCUCAACGGAAUGUACUACCCCCAGAGGCAGAGCACCAACAGGUUCAACGGCAUCAAGUGGUACUACUGGAAGGGCUCGGGCUACUCGCUCAAGGCCACAGCCAUGAUGAUCCGGCCCGCGGACUUCUGA